UAGUACUUUAGCCAAUGAAUUUAUAGUAGUAAUUCGUUCACACAUUUUUUUCAUGAGAAAGCAUUGAGUUUGAAGCGACACACGGUAAAAAAAAUAUAAAAAAACAAAAGAUAUAGCUAGGACUAACUAAGUAAACAGAAAUAUUUGUCAUAAUAUUUUGUAAAGAGUCAAAAGAAGCUCUUAGAAGUUUUCUGUUGUUGUUAAAAGCGCAUUUUUCUAUUAUUAUAGGUGAAACUUUGUAAUGGAUGGUCAAGAUGAAGAUAAGUUAAACAAUUCUAUAGACGGUGAAUUUACACCUGAGCAAGAUGAACUCAACAAGUCAACAGCAAGUACAAGCAGUGAACCAGAAGCUGAGAAGAAAAGGCGAACACAGACCCCAAGUCCUCACAGAUAUCCACCAUCUUUUGUGAAUGUUCCAGCUUCCCCACCAAAGUUCAUGAGUUUAGAUGAGAUAAUGGCUGCAGCAGCGGGAGUGAAGAACAUGUCAUUGGCUCAUGAAAUAGCUGUUGAUGCUAACUUUAAGUUGGAGAAAUUAGAACCUUCAGAAAAUAGUUUUGAAAAGAAAGUGAAGGAAGUUGUACACAAAGCAUUUUGGGACGCAUUCCAGGAAAAGCUAAAUGAAGAUCCUCCAGAAUUAGGACAUGCUGUUGUGUUGAUACAAGAAGUCAAAGAGAAUUUACUAGCACUUCUAUUACCACAACAUGUGAGAUUGAAAACUCAGAUUGGUGAAGUCCUAGAUAUUGAACUUAUACAACAGAAAUUAGAGAAUAAUGCAUUUGAUAUUUACUAUUACUCUGACUAUAUAAUUGGUAUAAUGGCAAAACUAUGUUCACCAGCCAGAGAUGAUAAUAUUGCCAAACUUAAAGAGAUUAAAGAUAUUAUACCUUUGUUUCAAGAAAUUUUUGCUAUGUUAGACUUAAUGAAGAUGGAUAUGGCUAACUUUACUAUUCAACAAAUCCGACCAUACCUCCAACAGCAGUCAAUGGAAUAUGAGAAAACUAAAUUUGAAGAGUUUUUGAAAACUCAGAAAGAGAGUGGGAUCGAUGGUCUAGAACUUACAAAAAUUUGGUUAAAGAGAAGUUUUGAUGCAUUAAAAGACCAAGCUGCAGAAGAGGGUGCUACAUCACCAGCCAUGCUUACCCCAGCAGCUAUUGUUAAUGAAGCGUAUGUUUCUCUCCUGUCUUGGGAUGAAAACCAAUUAUUUCCUGAGACAUUAGUGAUGGACCAAGGAAGGUUUACAGAUGUAGGAGAUAAGAUUCACAGUCUGACACUACUAGCUUCCAUACUAUUGGUAACAUACAGUACUGUGGGUGCUCCUAUAGCAGGAUUACAAAAACUAAAGGAGAAACUCACGUCAGAAAUUAUGGUAAUACUGGAUGGUACUGAGCAAAAAGAUUUACCAAGCAUGAUGAGUAAUGUUGCUGAACAAGUGAACAAGAAUGUAAAUGAGUAUAUGUCUGAACAUGGAUUCCACCCUCGUGAAGAGAUGCAACAAACAGCUUUAUCUGGUCAGAUAACAAGUCUAUCUACCCGAGAACACCCAGUUUAUAAAGUCAUGUACAAAAGAAUUAGAGACUUUAUUUUACACAUUAUAUCACAAAGACAUUCUGGGCCAUUGAAAGUGCCACCAGGGUUUUCUGUGGUUGAAAAUGAACUGGGUAAAAUUUGUGGGCAAUUUUUAAGACUAAUUUCACACAACAGGGCAACAUUUAGUAGCUAUUAUACUGACAUUGCCAAUGAAUUAAUGCAAAUACAAAUGGAGGACUUAUCCCCUCGAGGAUGAAAUGCUGGUCAGUAAAUGUAUUGUAUGCAGUUUUAACAAGUAGAUUGGAGGUGUAUGAUUAUAUAAGAAUGCUACCAGUAUUAGAAUUUGUAAUGCUAUGUUAUUGUCUCAGACAAAAACAUUGUUAUGUAUAAUGUAUGUUGUUGUCAAUAUUAAAUAUUACUAUUUAUGGCUAGAUUGCUGUUAAGUAUGUGAAUUUGAAAGGUAUGGUAAAAUUGUGAUAUAUUUGUUCUUAGAAUUAAUCUGUUAAGAUUACAUAUGUUAUAGGCUAUUUAUACAUUUCCCAAUAUUACGGUAAGCACCAUUAUUAGGUUUAAGCAUUAUCAUUUUAUCAAACAAAAAUAACCAGUUGUUAAAAGUGCUGAAAUAUAUAACCUACCACGAAAACACUAUAUUUUUAACUUUGUUUCCUUACUUGAUAGCUCAGAAUUUAAAUACCUUGGAAAGCUUUCAAAUAUUUUCAAACUAAUUAUAAACAGUGGAGAAAUGUAGUAUCAUCUUUGAUGCAUUGCUCUUUUGUAUUGAUAUUGUUUUAAUUAUUUUUUUUUUCGUUUUUAAAAAUGGUAUAAUUACUACAAUGAUGUCAAUAUUUGUUCCCCUAUUGGAAUUUCAACACCAGAAUUAAUCUAAAUUGUUUUAUUUUUUUGUACAUUUUGAAUUAUUUAUGAUUUCUUGAAAUUUUUUAAUUAAUUUUUAUUUUAAUCACUUUUAGCAUUUAAAAAAACCAACACUGCCAUUGAUUUUGAAUAAAAUUGUUUGUUGCAUUAUGUCAAGGUUUAGAUAGCAGACAAAAUGUGGUUGUAUUUAUAUGAUAUUAAAAACCUCACCUCAAAAUGAAUGCAAUGAAGAAAUUGUUCUAUGCAUUAUUUACAACAAAAUACUAUUUGAAUAUUUAAAAUAUGUAUUUUGAUUUUUGUAGUGUUUUUCAUUAUUCAGAAUUGUAAAACAGGUACAACUGCCUUUCCACACAAAACUUAUAAAUUAACAUGAUUUUUUUCUACUACUGUUAUAGGUGAAUUUCAGGAAAAGAACAAUGAUAUUUAAAUUUAAAGAGAUGAGAAAAUUUGUUAAAAGGUUAAUGGUAAUGUGUAUAUUUGUACUGUUGUACUGUUGGGCUUUGAGCAUAUGCUAUGUAUGACUUUAAACACCCCCAUACAUAGAUGGUAUACUUGUAUACUAGAAUAUGUAUUGUUUUUUAAAGGAUGUGUGGUAAUUGAAUUUUUUAUUAAAAGUAUGUAUAUAAGUGGUCAUAUAUUGGAUGCUAUAUAUUUGUUUAUGUUAAAAAACUAGCAAUACUGGAUAGAUAUUUUCAGUGGAAUUAAAAUGAAAUAGAAUAUUUUGGUAUUCAUACCUUCAAACUUUAUUCUUGCCAUUCUGGUGCAUAAUGUUUAAAUGUGUUAAUCAUUGCAUAAUUCAACACCAUCCUAUGUUUGAUAGAGCUUAGUCAAAAUAAUGAAACCUAGCUAUAACCCAUAUGUUUGCUUAAUAUAAUAAAAUAAUGUAGCCAAAUGUUAGAUUGAUCUCAAACUAUAUUUGUAUUUCCUAUUUUUUGGUUGAAUGUUUAUAUUUUUUAUAUUUAAUUGGGAAGUAUUCUGAGUUAUUUAUUUGUAACCUUGUAAUGCAUUUUUUGUGUUGUGUGUUUUAUCAUGUGCCAUGAUUAAUCAUUAUGAAAUACAUGUACUGGUUAAAAGCCAUUCAUUGUUAUAACUUUUUGCCAAAUUUAACUUAGGCAUUUGAAAUUCAAAGACAAUUUUUUUCUGCACAAUUGAAAACUAGCAGUGAUUUGGGAAUUCUUGCCCAACCUGUUUAUUAAAAAGAGAAAAAAAAUAAAGAUACAAAAAUAAAAAGAUCAACCACACAGUGUUUUCUAAAUGUUUGUGAAAACAUUUACUUUCUUCAGAUUUUGGUGAAGUUUGUAUUUGUAUUAAUUAAAUAUGAAAUUUCACUAUCUAGAGUAUGCCAACAGCUUUGAUGUAGUAGUUAAUUUUAAUUUGUUUCUUCCUAUACAUUCCUUAUAAAAUUACCUGUCUAUUUACACUUGUAUAGCUUUCUUUUAUUACAUGCAGUUGUGAUAACAAAACCCUUCUUUUAGACAAAACUUUUUGGCUUUCUAAAAAUUACUGGUAUUGAUUUGUGUGACCGUCCGUUAUAUGAUACUAUUAUAUAUAAAAUAAAACUUUUCAAUAUAUA
Molecule: messenger RNA, 3973 nt
Organism: Mytilus californianus (California mussel)
Lineage: Eukaryota; Metazoa; Mollusca; Bivalvia; Mytilida; Mytilidae
Product: T-complex protein 11-like protein 1
Exons: 10
Coding region: 242-1783 (513 amino acids)
Biological process (GO): signal transduction
Source: RefSeq, a predicted model, not a curated record